Messenger RNA from Lethenteron reissneri (Far Eastern brook lamprey), 15891 nucleotides. Its product is annotated as low-density lipoprotein receptor-related protein 2-like. Gene Ontology annotation, cellular component: plasma membrane. The record is from RefSeq and is a predicted model, not a curated record. Lineage: Eukaryota; Metazoa; Chordata; Hyperoartia; Petromyzontiformes; Petromyzontidae. Gene Ontology annotation, molecular function: calcium ion binding; protein binding.
CUUGUCGGCAUGCGACCCACGCGGCCGAGGCAGAACCGGUUCGUCCACAUUCGGGUGGAGGAGUCAGCCACGGCUGAAGUCGUCGCAGCUGUUACCGCUGCGUCGCUUGACACGACUCUGACAUUACAGUCGAGGUGGUUGUAGCGCCACACACACACAAGGUAGACAGAGGCAGACUUGAGAACACGUUUAAAGCGAUCGUUCGUUUCCCGCCUGGUUCGUCGGCCACGACUUCUCGAGAGAAAUGACGGCGAGAGGUGCCGGGGCUCCGCUCUGCGUGCCGCUCCUCCUCCUUCUCCUCGCCGCCGCCGCGAUCCCCUCGGCUCGCUCAGCCUGCGCACCCGACAGGUUCGAGUGCUCGGACCUCGUGUGCGUCCCGCUCACGGCGCAGUGCGAUGGGGAAUACGAUUGUGCGGACUCGUCGGACGAGGCUUCGUGUCCCUGCACCUCCAACAGCUCGUUCAGCUGCUCGCCCGGCCACGUGAACGCGACGUGCUUACACCCCAAGUUGGUGUGCAACGGCAUGCCGGAUUGCGCCGAUUCCUCCGACGAAGCGCGCUGCAACUGCACGGGGGAUGUGUUCCGAUGCUCGUCGUCGGAGUGCUGGCCGGCGGAGAGGCGCUGCGACGGCGUCGCGGACUGCGCGGACGCCUCGGACGAGCUGGGCUGCCCGUGCCCGCGUGGCACCGUCGCCUGCACGAACGGCUCCUGCCUCCCCGCGUCGCUCGCGUGCAACGGCGUCGACGACUGCGGCGACCGCAGCGACGAGGCCAACUGCAGCUGUGGAGCGGACGAGUUCCGCUGCGGAGGCGGCAGCGGCGGGCAGUGCGUCCCGUCGCGCGAGCGCUGCGACGGGCACGCGGACUGCGUCGACGGUUCGGACGAGCGGGACUGCGCCGAGUGUGCGCCCGGCGCGUUCGCCUGCGCCAACGCGGUGUGCACCUCCUCGGCGUUCGCGUGCGACGGGGUCGACGACUGCGGAGACGACAGCGACGAGAGGAACUGCAGCUGCGUGCUGGGGGAGUUCACAUGCGGAGGAGCAGGAGGCCUGUGCAUCCCAAAUCUCUACGUUUGCGACGGAGACACGGACUGCCCGGACGGCUCGGACGAGAUCUGCGCACAGUGUCCACGCGACUCGUUCACCUGUGGCAACGGGGCCUGCACCUCCCCCUCGUUCGUGUGCGACGGAGCCGACGACUGCGGGGACUACAGCGACGAGCAGAACUGCAGCUGUGUGAUUGGGGAGUUCAGCUGCGGAGGAGGCCAGUGCAUUCCAUCUCUCUACCGCUGUGACGGAGACGCGGACUGCCUAGAUGGCUCGGACGAGAUCUGCGCGCAGUGUCCACGCGACUCAUUCACUUGCGGCAACGGGGCCUGCAUCUCCCCCUCGUUCGUGUGCGACGGGGCUGACGACUGCGGGGACUACAGCGACGAGCAGAACUGCAGCUGCGUGCUGGGGGAGUUCUCCUGCGGAGGAGCAGGAGGCCUGUGCAUCCCAAAUCUCUACGUUUGCGACGGAGACACAGACUGCCCGGACGGCUCGGACGAGAUCUGCGCGCAGUGUCCACGCGACUCGUUCACCUGUGGCAACGGGGCCUGCACCUCCCCCUCGUUCGUGUGCGACGGAGCCGACGACUGCGGGGACUACAGCGACGAGCAGAACUGCAGCUGUGUGAUUGGGGAGUUCAGCUGUGGAGGAGGCCAGUGCAUCCCAUCUCUCUACCGCUGUGACGGAGACGCGGACUGCCCAGACGGCUCGGACGAGAGCCGCUGCACCGAUUGUCCACUCGACUCCUUCCAGUGCGGCAACGGGGCCUGCACCUCCCCCGCGUUCGUGUGCGAUGGAGCUGAUGAUUGUGGAGACUACAGCGACGAGCAGAACUGCAGCUGCGUGCUGGGGGAGUUCAGCUGCAGAUCAGGAGGCCUGUGCAUCCCAUCUCUCUACCGCUGUGACGGAGACACGGACUGCCCGGACGGCUCGGACGAGAGCCGCUGCACCGAUUGUCCACCCGACUCCUUCCAGUGCGGCAACGGGGCCUGCACCUCCCACUCGUUCGUGUGCGAUGGAGCUGACGACUGUGGGGACUACAGCGAUGAGCAGAACUGCAGCUGUGUGAUUGGGGAGUUCAGCUGUGGAGGAGGCCAGUGCAUCCCAUCUCUCUACCGCUGUGACGGAGACACAGACUGCCCAGACGGCUCGGACGAGAGCCGCUGCACCGAUUGUCCACUCGACUCCUUCCAGUGUGGCAACGGGGCCUGCACCUCCCCCGCGUUCGUGUGCGAUGGAGCUGAUGAUUGUGGAGACUACAGUGACGAGCAGAACUGCAGCUGCGUGCUGGGGGAGUUCAGCUGCAGAUCAGGAGGCCUGUGCAUCCCGUCUCUCUACCGCUGUGACGGAGACUCGGACUGCCCAGACGGCUCGGAUGAGGGCCACUGCACCGAUUGUCCACUCGACUCCUUCCAGUGCGGAAACGGGGCCUGCACCUCCCCCUCGUUCGUGUGCGAUGGAGCUGACGACUGUGGAGACUACAGCGACGAGCAGAACUGCAGCUGUGUGAUUGGGGAGUUCAGCUGUGGAGGAGGCCAGUGCAUCCCAUCUCUCUACCGCUGUGACGGAGACGCGGACUGCCCAGACGGCUCGGACGAGAGCCGCUGCACCGAUUGUCCACCCGACUCCUUCCAGUGUGGCAAUGGGGCCUGCACCUCCCCCUCGUUCGUGUGCGAUGGAGCUGACGACUGUGGAGACUACAGCGACGAGCAGAACUGCAGCUGUGCGAAUGGAGAGUUCAGCUGUGGAGGAGGCCAGUGCAUCCCAUCUCUAUACCGCUGUGACGGAGACGCGGACUGCCCAGACGGCUCGGACGAGAGCCGCUGCACCGAUUGUCCACUCGACUCCUUCCAGUGUGGCAACGGGGCCUGCACCUCCCCCUCGUUCGUGUGCGAUGGAGCUGACGACUGUGGAGACUACAGCGAUGAGCAGAACUGCAGCUGUGGAACGGAUGAGUUCCGCUGUGGAGGAGGCGAGUGCAUCCCAUCCAUCUACCGCUGUGACGGAGACGUGGACUGCCCGGACGGCUCGGACGAGACGAGGUGCACCGAUUGUCCACCCAACUCGUUCACCUGCGGCAACGGGGCCUGCACCUCCCUCUCGUUCGUGUGCGACGGGGCCGACGACUGUGGGGACUACAGCGACGAGCAGAACUGCAGCUGCGGCAACGACGAGUUCCGUUGUGGCUCGGGAGAGUGUGUGCAGCUGAUAUAUCGCUGUGACGGAGACACGGACUGCCCAGACGGCUCGGACGAGAGCCGCUGUACCGAUUGUCCACCCGACUUCUUCCAGUGCGGCAACGGGGCUUGCACCUCCCCCUCGUUCGUGUGCGAUGGAGCUGACGACUGUGGAGACUACAGUGACGAGCAGAACUGCAGCUGUGGAGCGGAUGAGUUCCGCUGCAGAGGAGGUGAGUGCAUCCCAUCCGACUACCGCUGUGACGGAGACUCGGACUGCCCAGACGGCUCGGACGAGAGCCGCUGUACCGAUUGUCCACAUGACUCCUUCCAGUGCGGCAAUGGGGCCUGCACCUCCCCCUCAUUUGUGUGCGAUGGUGCUGAUGACUGUGGAGACUACAGCGACGAGCAGAACUGCAGCUGUGGAGCGGAUGAGUUCCGCUGCGGAGGAGGUGAGUGCAUCCCAUCCGGCUACCGCUGUGACGGAGACUCGGACUGCCCAGACGGCUCGGACGAGGGCCGCUGCACCGAUUGUCCACCCGACUCCUUCCAGUGCGGCAACGGAGCCUGCACCUCCCCCUCGUUCGUGUGCGAUGGAGCUGACGACUGCGGGGACUACAGCGAUGAGCAGAACUGCAGCUGUGGAGCGGAUGAGUUCCGCUGCGGAGGAGGUGAGUGCAUCCCAUCCGGCUACCGCUGUGACGGAGACUCGGACUGCCCAGACGGCUCGGACGAGGGCCGCUGCACCGAUUGUCCACCCGACUCCUUCCAGUGCGGCAACGGGGCCUGCACCUCCCCCUCGUUCGUGUGCGAUGGAGCCGACGACUGUGGAGACUACAGCGACGAGCAGAACUGCAGCUGUGGAGCGGAUGAGUUCCGCUGCAGAGGAGGUGAGUGCAUCCCAUCCGGCUACCGCUGUGAUGGAGACUCAGACUGCCCAGACGGCUCGGACGAGGGCCGCUGCACCGAUUGUCCACCCGACUCCUUCCAGUGCGGCAACGGGGCCUGCACCUCCCCCUCGUUCGUGUGCGAUGGAGCUGACGACUGUGGAGACUACAGCGACGAGCAGAACUGCAGCUGUGGAGCGGAUGAGUUCCGCUGCGGAGGAGGUGAGUGCAUCCCAUCCGGCUACCGCUGUGACGGAGACUCGGACUGCCCAGACGGCUCGGACGAGGGCCGCUGCACCGAUUGUCCACCCGACUCCUUCCAGUGCGGCAACGGGGCCUGCACCUCCCCCUCGUUCGUGUGCGAUGGAGCUGACGACUGUGGAGACUACAGCGACGAGCAGAACUGCAGCUGUGGAGCGGAUGAGUUCCGCUGCAGAGGAGGUGAGUGCAUCCCAUCCGGCUACCGCUGUGACGGAGACUCGGACUGCCCAGACGGCUCGGACGAGGGCCGCUGCACCGAUUGUCCACCCGACUCCUUCCAGUGCGGCAACGGGGCCUGCACCUCCCCCUCGUUCAUGUGCGAUGGAGCCGACGAUUGUGGAGAUUAUAGCGACGAGCAGAACUGCAGCUGUGGAGCGGAUGAAUUCCACUGCAGAGGAGGUGAGUGCAUCCCAUCCGGCUACCGCUGUGACGGAGACUCGGACUGCCCAGACGGCUCGGACGAGAGCCGCUGCACCGAUUGUCCACCCGACUCCUUCCAGUGCGGCAACGGGGCCUGCACCUCCCCCUCGUUCGUGUGCGAUGGAGCUGACGACUGUGGAGACUACAGCGACGAGCAGAAUUGCAGCUGUGGAACGGAUGAGUUCCACUGUGGAGGAGGCGAUUGCAUCCCAUCCAUCUACCGCUGUGACGGAGACACGGACUGCCUAGAUGGCUCGGACGAGAGCCGCUGCACCGAUUGUCCACUCGACUCCUUCCAGUGCGGCAAUGGGGCCUGCACCUCCCCCGCGUUCGUGUGCGAUGGAGCUGACGACUGUGGGGACUACAGCGACGAGCAGAACUGCAGCUGUGCGAUUGGGGAGUUCAGCUGCGGAGGAGGCCAAUGCAUCCCAUCUCUCUACCGCUGUGACGGAGACUCGGACUGCCCAGAUGGCUCGGACGAGGGCCGCUGCACCGACUGUGCACCCGACUCCUUCCAGUGCGGCAACGGGGCCUGCACCUCUCCCUCGUUCGUGUGCGAUGGAGCUGACGACUGUGGAGACUACAGCGACGAGCAGAACUGCAGCUGUGGAAUGGAUGAGUUCCGCUGUGGAGGAGGUCAGUGCAUCCCAUCCAUCUACCGCUGUGACGGAGAUGUGGACUGCCUGGACGGCUCGGACGAGACGAGGUGCACCGAUUGUCCACCCAACUCAUUCACCUGCGGCAACGGUGCCUGCACCUCCCUCUCGUUCGUGUGCGACGGGGCCGACGACUGUGGGGACUACAGCGAUGAGCAGAACUGCAGCUGUGCGAUUGGGGAGUUCAGCUGCGGAGGAGGCCAGUGCAUCCCAUCUCUCUACCGCUGUGACGGAGACGCGGACUGCCCAGACGGCUCGGACGAGAGCCGCUGCACCGAUUGUCCACUCGACUCCUUCCAGUGCGGCAACGGGGCCUGCACCUCCCCCUCGUUUGUGUGCGAUGGAGCCGACGACUGCGGGGACUACAGCGACGAGCAGAAUUGCAGCUGUGCAAUUGGGGAGUUCAGCUGCGGAGGAGGCCAGUGCAUCCCAUCUCUCUACCGCUGUGACGGAGACACGGACUGCCCAGACGGCUCGGACGAGAGCCGCUGCACCGAUUGUCCACCCAACUCCUUCCAGUGCGGCAACGGGGCCUGCACCUCCCCCUCGUUUGUGUGCGAUGGAGCUGAUGAUUGUGGAGACUACAGCGACGAGCAGAACUGCAGCUGUGCGAUUGGGGAGUUCAGCUGCGGAGGAGGCCAGUGCAUCCCAUCUCUCUACCGCUGUGACGGAGACACGGACUGCCCAGACGGCUCGGACGAGAGCCGCUGCACCGAUUGUCCACCCGACUCCUUCCAGUGCCGCAACGGGGCCUGCACCUCCCCCGUGUUCGUGUGCGAUGGAGCUGACGACUGUGGAGACUACAGCGACGAGCAGAACUGCAGCUGUGCGAUUGGGGAGUUGACCUGCGGAGGAGGCCAGUGCAUCCCAUCUCUCUACCGCUGUGAUGGAGACACGGACUGCCCAGACGGCUCGGACGAGGUCCGCUGCACCGAUUGUCCACCCGACUCCUUCCAGUGCGGCAACGGGGCCUGCACCUCCCUCGUGUUCAUGUGCGAUGGAGCUGACGACUGUGGAGAUUAUAGCGACGAGCAGAACUGCAGCUGUGCGAUUGGGGAGGUCAGCUGCGGAGGAGGCCAAUGCAUCCCGUCUCUCUACCGCUGUGACGGAGACGUGGACUGCCCAGAUGGUUCAGACGAGAGCCGCUGCUGUCCACCCGACUCCUUCCAGUGUUACAACGGGGCGUGUGCUCCACUGUCAGCUCUCUGCAAUGGGUCUAACGACUGUGGAGACUACAGUGACGAGGAGCUUUGCACUACGCAGAUGACAACUCAUCCCCCGACGGAAACAUCAGGCCCCAGCACUGCGGGCAUCACGGUCACGUCCGGCGUGUCAACCUCCUCCAGCGCGAGACCUCCGGACGCCAUCGUCAGCAAUGGCACCGCGCGUCCCGACACCGCGGCAACGUCCGUGACGGGGACGCAACCCAGCAACGGCACGCUCGGCGGCGUGAACUCGACGUUGCCCGGCAGCGGUGGUGGCGACGCAAGCUUCAGCACCACCACAACCCCCCGCACCACCACAAACACCAGCACCACCACAAACACCAGCAUCACUACAACCCCCAGCACCACCACAAACACCAGCUCCACCACAACCCCCCGCACCACCACCACAACCCCCAGCACCACCACCACAACCCUCAUCACCACCACAAUCCCCAGCACCACCACAAACUCCAGCACCACCACAAACUCCAGCACCAUCACAACCCCCAUCACCACCACAACCCCCAGCACCACCACCACAACCCUCAUCACCACCACAAUCCCCAGCACCACCACAAACUCCAGCACCACCACAAACUUCAGCACCAUCACAACCCCCAUCACCACCACAACCCCCAGCACCACCACCACAACCCCCAGCACCACCAGAACCCCCAUCACCACCACAAUCCCCAGCAGCACCACCACAAACUCCAGCACCACCACAACCCCCCGCACCACCACGACUGCCAGCACCACCACCACCACAACCACAAAUUCCAGCACCGCCACAACCCCUAGCAGCACGAGCUCUCAGUCGCCCAGCACCAGCGCGGGUGUCAUCAGCACCAGCACGCCGACAACGCCCCCCACAACCAGCGUUAAGAGCACCGGCUUUGACAGGUGCCUGCCCAACCCGUGCAACAACAGCGGGCAGUGCCAAAGCAACACCACCUUGCCGCUGUGCGACUGCGGGACCGCCUUCUUGGGAGAGUUUUGUGAAAUCAUCAAUUACUGCGACCAGCACCGGUGCCGUCACCGCGCCGAGUGUAUCAACAAGCCCAGCAACUACACCUGCGCGUGUCCCAUCGGCUUCCGCGGAGACUUAUGCCAAGAAGAAAUGAAAGUCUUCGAGUCGAAAACCAAGAUCGAGGAAGAAUUCGACAGCGAUUUGGAAAACGAAUCUUCGGAAAAAUUCAAAACAAUGAAAAAAAAACUGGAAACAUCGAUGAACAGUCACUUGAAGGUUGAGUUGAAGAGCGACAACGUGAAGGUGGUGGUGAAAUCCUUCAAGAAGGGCAGCAUCGUGGUGGACAGCAUCAUCGCGGUGGACAAUGUCGUAAACAUGACCAUGCAGACGGUGGAGAACGGCCUGAGAAACAUCCUGCUCGCCGUGGCCAACGACACGAAACUUCCCAUGAACGUCUCGUCCGUCGUGAUGUCCGACUACGACGAGUGCCAGAACUCGACGCUGAACGACUGCUCGCCGUUCGGGACGUGCACCAACACCGAGGGCUCCUUCAACUGCUCGUGCCUGCCCUUCUACGAGGACGUCUCCGCGUACUCUGUGGGAAGAGACUGCCUGGCGCCUCCACCCCCAUGGAACGUCAGCGUGUCGUUGCAAACGACGACGGAGCUUCACCUGAGCUGGCUGCACCCCAAUGGCUCUGUGGACGGCUUCAACUGCACGCUGACACUCGCAGGCAGUGGCAAUCCGGUGGUUGCCUGGAAGUCGCUGCCCGAUUCCGAGCUGCGCGUCAAUUUCUCGGGGCUGCUGCCCGGCGCCACGUACAGCUUCACGGUCCACAGCUACCGCGGCAACUUGACGGGCGAUGCCGUGCAGCUCAACGCCACGACCAAGCCCCUGACGGCGGUGAACGUUCACGCCAGCAAGACGUUCUCCUCCAUCACUGUCACGUGGGACGCUCCGAGCGGCAAGUUCGACUGGUUCACCCUGAGCGUGGCGUCCACCGACAACAACUCCUCCAUGGCGGAGUGGCGCGUCUUUAACACCAGCGACGGCACGGGGCUCAAGCAGCGGGUAGUGGGGCUGGUGUGGGGCAAGAGCUACAGCGUGGCGCUCUUCACCGUGAGCAACGGCGUCAAGAGCUCCGCCGCUUUCCCCACCAACUCCAACAACGGAGUUCUCUCCACGGAGAGCUGUCCGUCUGGAGGGUUGCCCGAUACGGAUUGCAGAGAUUUCAACCGGUAUGAAGCCACGCUGCGGAUCGACCGCGUGUUCGACAAAAACCUCGAGUCUCCGACGUCCAAAGAGUUUUCGGCACUCGCCGCAGAACUGAAGACCGAGCUGGACCGAGAGAUGUCUAAAAGGCUGAACUCCUACGUGGGCAUCAUCGUGAAGAGGUUCUGGAACGGGAGCGUUAACGCAGACCUGAAAAUCCUUCUGAGUCCUGGGAAUGUCUCGAGCUGGUCGGAAGUGGCCGACGCACUGUAUAACUCCACCAAAAGCUUCAUUAACAUCACCAUCCUCAACGUCAGCAUAACAGACGUGGACGAGUGUGCAGACAAGAACAGCUACUGCGACCCCAACGCCGACUGCAUUAACAUGAACGGCACCUUCUCCUGCACCUGCCGCCCUCCGUUCAUCAACUUGAUGAACACCUCCGCGGGGUUGAAUUGCAGCGACCCGUGCCUGGGCUACUGCUUCAACGGGGGGGUGUGCGAGGUGAACAACAACGCGCUCAAGUGCAGCUGCACGAGUGGGUACAGCGGAGCCAAAUGUGAAACCGAAGACGGAUACCUGGGCAAGGUGGUCGGCAUUCCCGUGGGCCUCUCUCUCGCCUGCCAUCGUGCUGGGCGUGCUGGGCUACCUGCUCUUCACCAAGACGCGCUUCGCCCGCAAGAAGCUCAACAUCACUGACCCCAAGCAGAGGCGCCACGUCGCCUCGGAAGUGCGUCUCACGGGGGUUUAUUCGAGUCUGGAAUAAGGAGGAUCGACUCGGCAUGGAUCCAGGCUCGGCUGCUCCACAUCCCAACCAACACGACCGCUAUCAGCGCUGGAUCCUUGAGAGAUCCAAUCCAGAGUUUCCAGGUGUCCCGUGUAGAACGUGGCCAUUGGGGGUAAUUGAAGGGUGUCCGGUGUAAAUGUUAACGCGGGAAUAAAAAUAAAAAUAGCUCGGCACAUCCGUCAAUAGCGAUGUGGCCUUAAAAAUAAAAAAAUAAAAAAAUAAUAAUGGGCGACGUUUUGGGAAUGGUCCCUUGUUCAGAGCACGGGUAAUGAGCUCGCUCACUGAAAGGAAGCUGCAAUCCCAAUUACAAUCAGAUCUUGUCGACGCGUACGAUGAUGCAACCUCGCGAGCGCUGUCCCAGGCUGUCCGACACGAUUUUGAAGCUCGUUUUAUCUAUAGAUACGUCGAAAAAAGAGGCUUUAAAAUGACGUCACCCCCUUGCCCCAUUAAUACGCGUGGGAGUGAUGUCGCCGCAGUGUCAUCAUAACGACACCCACCUGGCCAUAACUUUAGAGUUUUUUUGUUGUUGUUGUUGUUCUACCAUCGAUGAAGAUUCGCACUCUGCGAUGUCGGGUCGUGCCGCGCGCUGUUCUUGCGGCGCGAAGUCCGACGUUCCCCUCCGUCCGCUGUGGGGGCUCCAUCGGCAAGCGAAUUCGAUUCGGCGAGUGGAGGGAAACGUCGGACGUCGUGCCGAGCGGCACGCGGCACAAACCCCCGAAAACGCGAGCCGCGAAACUCCCACGCACGAGUGGCGGUGGUGGUGAGCGUCCGACUCUCGUGGUCCAGCCUGGGUGCGGCACGCACAUCUGAGCUGCUUGCUGAUUGGGUUUGUCUUACAUUGGGUAGCAGCGGUGAAACAGGCCACACACCGCUCCACGUUGCGUUGAGAUUCGUGUUGUUUGGCGCUCCUCGGAGCUCAGCAAUGCUGCAGUAUGAAGCCUGCUUACGGAAAUUACCUUCAUUGGCCGGAGAAAUGGGACGGUGAUGCCACCCUUCUGCAGAAAAAUAGACGAUUAAAUUUAGCCCAAUCUGCGUUCGCAGCCAGCACACAACAUUCAGUAUAUCUAUCGCCAUGGCUGCGGCUGUUAUCAUCACGUGCCACCCACUCCCGGAGCUCAUUGGUCACAGGUCAACGUGAUGUAACGGGCAGUGUCCACAUUGUCACUCUGUCAUCGAUUGAAAUCAAAACGUUCAGAGGCCGCUGCUGGACAGGAGUAAGGGGGGAAUGGGAGGAUAAUGGAUGAGGGGGGGGGGGGCAGGCAUUUUCCCAACAGUGCGAAGUUACAGGCUGACAACAAUAACAUCAACAAUAGCAACAGCAAUAACAACAGCAAUAACAACAGCAAUAACAAUAGCAAUAACAGCGGCAUGCCAUCGGUGAGCAUCAACCGCACACGUGAUGCUGCAACACCACGGGAAUGUUGGUAAAUCACGGUGGAAUAUUUUACUUUCGGGAAAUAAAAAAAUGGGCAUUUAUUGUUUGCAAUUUUACAUUUUAGACAAGAUUCGAACCGUGUCACGUUUGAGGGAUGCGUCGGUGGCAGUGGCGGCCGCGGUCAUCUCGGCCACGCGUCUCGGGAUAGCCACACGCCACACGCCGCGCGCGUUCCACCAGAGAGGCUCGACACGGCGGCGUCCGCUCCGCCGUUGCCAAUUGACUGACACCGCCACUCAGUGGAGCAAUGCGCGCCGCAGUCCGAGCAGCUCAGCCUGCAGGGUGUUCCUGCAGAACAGGUUGUGCCCGUGUAGCAAAUGAGAUGUCGCGGUGGGGGGGAGGGAAGAGAUUUUUGGGAAAGUGUUGGCCGGGCAUCUUGUUGCUCAGCGUAGUGGGUCCUCGCAACCGAGAGGGCGGUGGGCUUACACAGCAAGGCAGCGCGAAGAUUCUGCUUCGUGCCACUCCACUGCUGGACGAAGGCCUCCCCAGUCUGUAAGUGUUCACAGACACGUCUCUGAACAGCCAGCGUGUGCGAGUGAAGCUCAACGCGAUCCGUGAAAUGUCGUCUCGUGCCCCGUGUUUGUCGCGGUAUUUUGUGACCCCGUGGCUCGUUGGAAACGCCGAUCGACGGGCCCGUGCCGUGAGUGGAGGCGAGGGGGGCCUCGUGCCGUACCGGCAGGCUGCCUCUUCUCUCGCGGUGACCCUGAACCCCCCGAGACGUUGCUCUCGCAUGACCACGUGGGUCAUUGCAGGUUGAGCUGAGCUACCCGUUAAGCUGAAUUUGUUUCGCCACGUGACUGACAUUGUUGACAUUGUUGGAGGUGGCAAGCAAAGGCUGCUCGAUGUUUGUGAGCUACGGCGAAUGAACUUGAGAGGCGUUGUGGACAACCGCUUUGACCUGUGUAAUGUUUAAGGUACCCAUGCUAUAACUUCAUUUGGAAGACUUUUACAAGCCACAUUUGGUCCUGUGUUUUGGUGUCAUCUUCCCACGUGGCUGUACAAUGAUUGAAUGAUUCGAUUUUCUCAGCGUCAUAAUCAUCAUCUUACGUCAUGUUUAUACGUCACCUCCCGUGUCCAGUUGAUCUCGACACCAGGACAAAGGGCUAUUUGAGAUACUAACAAGAGAAUUGCUUGGUACGGUCGUGAUUGCAGACCGCUCAGUCAUCGUUCUCUCAACUCAACGCUUUGCGGCCAGUACGGCGCUGUGGGUUAUCGCGUUAUUUUUAGGACACCGCCCAAUUUCAUCAUCAGGGACUGCGAUGUGCUCAAGGCAAGGGCCUGCGCGUAACAUACUCUAAUACCCAUCGUUUACAGUCAACCCCUUGACUGCGCCGGAGUGAAUCUCGCGUGCCCCCCCCCCCCCCACAGAAUACAGUAGAUCUGCCCCCCCCCCACAGAAUAGAUCUGCCCCCCCCACACCCCCCUCCCCACAGAAUAGAUUUGCCCACGCCCCCCCCCCCCCCGUCCGCAGCACCUCGGACGCCCGGCAGGGUGGAGGUGGUUGCGUAACCGCGCACCGAAAUUCGGGCCCUGCGUCGUGUUUGAGCAGCUGCGGCGAAUAUUUACUUGGUGGCCUCGUCCGUCUGGGUGGUGCAAUAAAUCCAUAUUACGGGUUUUUUUUGGGAUUAGAUCGCGUAAACAUAUACAUGUGUCGUUAAACCCGCCACCACCCGACACGGCCAACUAGUAAGGGUUGUUACGUAAACAGAACAUGCACAAUUCGUUACGAGUACAGCACACCGGUGUGUUGGAGAGUAAGUCCACAACAUUUUCAAUCUGAGUACGAAGUUUCGCCAGUAAUGACAACGAGCAUCAUCAGGUGAACAGCCAGAUUUGUCCGCCUGGUGAUGCUAGUUGUAAUUACUGGUGAAAUGUCGUAUUCAGAUUGUAAAUGCUGUGGAUUGGUCUCCAACACACCGGCGUGCUGUACUAGUAACAAAUGGGCACGUUCUGUUUACGUGACAAACCUUACUAGUUGGCUGUCGAGUGGUGGCGGAUUUAACGACACAUUUAUAUAUUUAAUCUCCAAAAAGUUUUGAAAGCCUACCACGUGUUAACCUGGUGCAAUAAGUCUCGAGCCUUGUCUGGCUCACCACCACCCUGGCCCCCAAUCCUCCUCCUCCUCCCGUCUCGACCUCCACCCGCUCCUCCUCCUCCUCCUUGCGGGCUGGUCUGUUUGUAAUGGUGGUCAGGUGGGCACCGUGCGUCCAACGAAGUCAUUCAUCUCGGGGAGGUCGAGAGUCAGCGUGUGCCAGCACCUCCACACGGUCCACUUGUCAACAUCAUCCGCCCCCCUCCCCUGCCCCAGCACCCACCACAAAUUCCGUCUUUGUCUUCCUCUUGCCUUCCUACCUUGGGGGUUUUUCCCCAAUGAGGAGCCGUCGCGCCAGUGGGGGGGGGGGGGGGGGGGGGGGGGCUUCCCGUGAGCCUCGCUCCGCAAGUGUGCAGUAUCCCCCCUCGUACCUCCGUCUGACAAUACAAAGUCGCUCUCUGGAAUUCCGUUAUUUUUGGUAUUCCAUUAUUUUCCCGUGGAGUAUCGCGCAGUCUCCCGACUAUACAAGGCUCAAUUUAUCUGGCCUCUAUCUCAGUCUGCUAUGAAGAAGGACCCCUCCCCGAAACGUCGCCCAUUUACCCUCUCCAGGGCAACGCUAUUGACAAACGUGUUGACUCUUUGUUAUUUGUAGUGGUGGGCAGGUGGGACAGCAUUGCGGGGGUUUUCCGCGUGGCCUCAAGGGGGCGACGGAGGGGGGGGGGGUGCUUGAGCCCGGGCCCGUUGCCGUCCGUGCCGACCGUCGCCGCGGGCUGGUUGGUGACCUCGUUCCUGGGCACACUUGGCCGAGGCCGGACAGCCGAGUCGUAACGCUGUCGCUGCUGUUGUCCUCUCCUUACAGCAGGUUCUUAGUUAUUUUAUGUUCAUGAUUGCGGUGUGUGGGUGUAAUUUGUGUGUAUCUCUUGUCUAUCAUUGGUGAGUAAUGAUUCCUCUCUCCCCGCAAGCGAAGUUGCCGCCCGUGUUUUUGAGCGUCGGCGUGUCUUCGCCGUUUGUCUUGAGCAGAGUUCUUUGACCCAGUCGUACAUUUUAUUCAUGGCGGUGAUUUGUGGUAGAAAAAAUCUGGAUAAAAUCCCCCUUAAAUUUAGGUCACAACGAUUUUACGGGAAAUUCCACGCAUGUUUAGACUCAGUUCUGGCCAAAUUAAUCAUCUUAUGAAAUAAAGAGGAUAUAUUCAAUGAAGGUAAACGAUCUGAAAACGUUGACACAAUAACAAUCCACAAGUUGUCACGCGAGAGCGCUGUGUGUCUCUCCGCUGUGUUUUCGGGUUGUUGAUCGGCACCAAACCCACGAUCACCAUCACCACCACCACCAUCACCGCCAUCAUCACCACCACCACCGCCAUCAUCACCACCACCACCGCCAUCAUCACCACCACCACCGCCAUCAUCACCACCACCACCGCCAUCAUCACCACCACCACCGCCAUCAUCACCACCACCACCGCCAUCAUCACCACCACCACCGCCAUCAUCACCACCACCACCGCCAUCAUCAUCACCACCACCGCCAUCACCACCGCCACCAUCACCACCGCCACCAUCACCACCGCCACCAUCACCACCGCCACCAUCACCACCACCACCAAUAACCACCACCACCGCCACCAUCACCGCCACCACCAACACCGCCACCAUCACCGCCAUCAUCACCGCUACCAUCACCGCCACCAUCGCCACUACCACCAUCGCCACCAUCACCACCACCACGUGGGGUGCCAUCGCUCCACGUGCUCAGCUAGGCUCGAUUGUAUAUCGCGAAGAAGCUUCCCAGCACGUGGAACGAAACGUCGGACCUAAGGUCCAACAACACGCGGAGCAACCCGAAUGUACAUCGGAGAGCUGAGACCUCGUUUCUGCCGUCACCUCUGGAAUUGCGCUGUCCGUGGAAUUUCCCCAACGCUCUGGACGUUAUUUUACUGCGACAAAGUGGAAUUAUCUCUCAUUGCGCCUUUAAUUAAUAAAUAACGUACAUCCCUUUGUCAAUCAAAUGGUGGAUGAAGGUCCUCUCCCCCAUGUUCGGCAUAGGUCAUUUAUUGGCCAUAGCUUCACCAUUCUGGUCAGUGCUAGUUGGUGAAGGAGAGAGGCCCAGAACUGGUUCACAGAUCACUCGCCACUGAUGUUAGCCGUGGCCAUGAAUCUACUGCGCUUACCUGCUUAUGAAGGUCAUUCCGUCUACUUGUCUUGAACUUUGAGAGGACCUGUACAGGUGUGUUCUGGAGUGUUCCAUAUGAAACAUAGGUAGCAGCCUUGGUCAAUACAAGCACCUUUGGUCGGGCAGUGCUGGCUCAUUGCCCCCAUUUGUGCCAAAGGUAACCAGGCCAUCAGUGUGAAGUGAUUCGAAUUUGCACGCGUGUCCGGUUUGUUUGUUUAAAAUUCGCACAGCGUCUGUUAUUCGUUACGUGUGGUUCUGUUUGGAUGCCUGCCAAAUCUCUCUUGGCAAAUGGGAUUGUGAAAUAUCGCCGCUCUUCUGGCUAACGUAAAGGUAAAGCAUAUUUUCGCUCCGAAAUUCAAAGAAGUCUUCGCAAACGGUCCUGCGUUUAUUUCGAAUCCCGCCUCUAGCCCUGAUUGGCACACGCGGCGAUGUUGCUGCUGCUGCUGCUGCGGAGAGAGAGGUCAAAUUAUUCCCGACAAUUAUCCUCGUUUGAAACCCCCGUCCACGUGAUUGUGUUCGGUUUAACCUCGGUUUUUUUUCCGUCUCGCUUCUCUCGUGUACAACAACAGAAUCAUCAUCAUCGUAACUGUCAGAAAUGACCCGACUGGAAUAAACACGAGCCCUCUGAA